Felis catus (domestic cat) is the source of this 1248-nucleotide messenger RNA. It is a transcript of the gene GZMA, whose product is annotated as granzyme A. NCBI's taxonomy places the organism in Eukaryota, Metazoa, Chordata, Mammalia, Carnivora, Felidae. The record is from RefSeq and is a predicted model, not a curated record. Gene Ontology annotation, molecular function: serine-type endopeptidase activity. Bases 332 to 1183 code for a protein of 283 amino acids. Gene Ontology annotation, biological process: positive regulation of apoptotic process; proteolysis; negative regulation of oxidoreductase activity. The transcript is spliced from 8 exons.
CCCCACAGGAGAUGUUAAUUACAGACGAGAAAGCUGCAGGAAGAGGCAGCAAGCCUCUACACUGCGUUUGACCCUCUCUUCCUGACGCGGAGCACACGUCUGUGUUCAAGUGACAGAGAUAACCAAGAAGGGGGUCAGGGAAGUCAUCAUAGAGAAGAUGCAGCAAUAAGCAGGAAAAGGGCAAGGAGUUUGCAGGCAGGAAGAACGGCUUGUGUAAGAGGAGUCUUUGUGGAAAACUCAUUUGGAGCAAGUGGAAGAAAAAAGAGUUCUCUUGAGAUUUGAGAAAGAGGGGACACAGGACAGAGGACCAUGGAGCCAAGCAUUGUAAACCAUGGGUCCUUCAUACCAAGACCCUCGGCUGUUUGAAACUGAGCUUGAGGUGGAGGUACCAGCCACAAUGAGGAACUCCUAUACAUUUCUGGCAUCCUCUCUCUUGAUUGCCAUUUUUCUCCUGCUAAUUCCUGGAGAUUUCUGUGUAAAAAUUAUUGGAGGAAAUCAAGUGACUCCUCAUUCAAGACCCUACAUGGUGCUACUUAAAGGAGAAAGUAUCUGUGCCGGAGCUCUGAUUGAAAAAAACUGGGUAUUGACUGCAGCUCACUGUGUCCUGAACAGAACGUCCCAGGUCAUUCUUGGAGCUCACUCAAUAACCAAGAACGAGCCAGAAAAGCAGAUAAUGUUUGUUAAGAAACAAUAUCCCUAUCCGUGCUUUGACCAGGACACACAUGAGGGUGAUCUUAAACUUUUACAGCUGACCAAAAAGGCAAAAAUUAAUAAAAAUGUGAGCACCCUCCGUCUUCCCAAAAAGGGGGAUGAUGUGAAACCAGGAACCAUGUGCCAAGUUGCAGGCUGGGGGAAAAUUCAUAAUAACUCACCUCAGUCGGAUACUCUGAGAGAAGUCAAUAUCACCGUCAUAAACAGAAGAAUCUGCAAUGAUCAAAAGCACUAUGAUUAUCAUCCUGUGAUUGGACUGAAUAUGAUUUGUGCCGGCAGCCUCAAGGGUGGAAAAGACUCGUGCAAUGGAGAUUCUGGAAGCCCUUUGAUAUGUGAGGGUACUUAUAGAGGCAUUACUGCCUUUGGCCUUCCAGGGAAAUGCGGAGACCCUCGAGGACCUGGCAUCUAUACUCUUCUCUCACAGAAGUAUCUCAACUGGAUAAAUAAGACUAUGAAGGGGCAGUUUAGAUAACUGUAUUUCAUUUUAUUUGUCAUCACUCGUUAAUGUUAUAAAUAAAAUCAAUUUGUGUAACUGUA